UUCUCAAAUGCGUUUUUUCCUCUCUUCUCUUAGUUUUUCCUCCUCCUGUCUAAGGCCUGACUGAGCACAACUAGGGUAGUUUUCGUAGCAGACGUCUCCACGCAGCCAUGGCAGCGACGUCAGAGAAAAUACCCAUUGCUUUAGCUGGUCCCGAGGAUUUACAGCAGUUUAUGCCACCUGCUUACACAGCGGUGACUGUCAAGCCCUCUCACUCGGGACGUCUGCUUAAAGUUGGAGUUGCGGUGCUUAUUGUUGGAGCUGCGCUUCUCCUUUUUGGAGCCAUUGGGGCUUUCUAUUUCUGGAAUGUCAACGACAAGCAUGUGUACAAUGUCCAUUACAGCAUGAGCAUCAAUGGGAAGGUGGAGGAGGGGUCCAUGGAGAUUGACCCUGUGAACAACCUUGAGAGGUUCCGUACUGGGAGCGGAAGUGAUGAGGCCAUGGAGGUCCAUGACUUUCACAUUGGUAUCACUGGAAUCCGCUUCGCCAGUGGAGAAAAGUGCUAUAUCAAGACUCAAGCCAAGGGUCAGCUCCCUGACGUGGAGAGCCUGAACAAGGACUCAUUGAUGUUUGACUUGGAGGACGAGAUAAUGCCAGCCAAGUUUGAGGAGGAGUCUCUCAUAUGGGUGGCCUCUGGGACGCCUCUCAAGGACAGCAGCUUCCUGAGCACCAAGAUCCUGGACCUCUGCGCUGACCUGCCAAUCUUCUGGCUCAGGCCCACCUACCGCAAUGGAGGGCAGAAGAAAAGAAGAGCCCUCCCGUCACGUGCCAGGCGUCAGGUGGUCGGUCCGGAGGACGAGGAGCCGGUUGAGGAGGAGCCGCCCUUCAACCCUGAGAACCCCUAUCACCGCGGCAUGGAGGGUGAGGAGGGCACCAUGACCUUUGACCCGAUGCUGGACCACACCGGUGUGUGCUGCACGGAGUGCCGGCGAAGCUACACCCAGUGCCAGCGCAUCUGCGAGCCCCUGGGCGGCUACCACCCCUGGCCUUACCACUACCGCGGCUGCCGCGUGGCAUGCCGAGUCAUCAUGCCCUGCCGCUGGUGGGUCGGGCGCAUCCUGGGCAUCCUCUAAGGCCCUGGCACCAAGCAGCGCUACGCCUUCGAGCUGACUGUGCCAGAGUGCAUGGCCAGUAAGAGAGUGUAUUAUAGAGUUCCCUCAACACCUUGUGCAGACUCUGGCAUUGAGGCAACACAUUUUUGUGAGUUGUGAUCCGUACAGUUAGUUCAUGUGUCUCAUCAUUUCAACUAGAAUUAAAUGGUAGAGAAUGACAGAUGUAACUUUCAAAGCAAAAUGCAUCAUAGUUGCGAAGGAUGAGGACAGAGUUUCUUUAUCAUAAUUCUAACUUGUCCUUGGAAAACUGAAGUGGGCAUUUUAUAUUGGCUUUCAUUAAGACACUCAAUAUUGUGUACCUUCAUUCAAGAAGACAAAAGUAACAGAUAUAUAUGUAUUUAUGAAAGUAUCUUUAUCUGAAUUGUAUUCCAAAAUGCAAUAUGUUGUAUGUUCUUUAUGUAAAUACAUGUGCAAUUUUUCAUCGGCAUACUGCUAGCCUUUAGAACAGCAGAGGUAGUGCAUUCACUCUUAUGACUGUAUUUAAAAUAUUCUGUCUGUCUUGGAAACAAUUAAUAUUCCAAAAUAUUCCUUCAGAUGUAAUGCAAGAGAAUCCUAUGCUGUCUUUAUAUGACAUCAUAUGUAUUAAAGUGCCUUUUAAAAAUGCAGCAGCAAACAAUAAAAGUUCUUGUUUUUUUAA
Alosa alosa (allis shad) is the source of this 1746-nucleotide messenger RNA. Its product is annotated as leukocyte cell-derived chemotaxin 1-like. The transcript has 7 exons. Lineage: Eukaryota; Metazoa; Chordata; Actinopteri; Clupeiformes; Clupeidae. Gene Ontology annotation, biological process: negative regulation of endothelial cell proliferation; negative regulation of angiogenesis. Bases 108 to 1070 code for a protein of 320 amino acids. The record is from RefSeq and is a predicted model, not a curated record.